Messenger RNA from Dromiciops gliroides (monito del monte), 871 nucleotides. It is a transcript of the gene ABHD14B, whose product is annotated as abhydrolase domain containing 14B. The record is from RefSeq and is a predicted model, not a curated record. Gene Ontology annotation, cellular component: cytoplasm. The transcript is spliced from 4 exons. NCBI's taxonomy places the organism in Eukaryota, Metazoa, Chordata, Mammalia, Microbiotheria, Microbiotheriidae. The coding region runs from base 232 to 864 and encodes 210 amino acids.
GGGCCGGGGCGCUGCAGCCCUGUGCUGGGGCGGGCGCCUGCCCCUGCCCCUCCUUUCCCGCCCAGCCCAGCCCCCGGGCCAGCCCGCCUGCGCAGUCACCCUGGCCCUGGCCCGUCUGCACUGAUCCCUCUGAGUCCACCAGCUCCUCCCAGGAACUCAGCUCUCGGGCUGUGCCCCUCACACACCUGUGCUCUGUGUGCCCCGGGGCAGGCCCAGGACUGGAGGUGAAACAUGACCAGUGUACAGUCCAGCGAAGGCACCAUACUGGUGCAGGGACAGAAGCUCUUCUACCGGGAGGCUCGGCCUGCUGGUGGGCAGACCCCUGGCCUCUCUGUGCUCCUCCUCCAUGGCAUCCGCUUCUCCUCUGAGACUUGGCUCAAGCUGGGCACACUGGACAAACUGGCCCAGGCUGGCCACCGGGCCGUGGGCAUUGAUCUGCCAGGUCUAGGCCACUCCAAGGAGGCAUCUGCCCCCACACCCAUUGGGGAGCUGGCUCCCAGCAGCUUUCUGCAGGCUGUGUUGGAGGCUCUGGAGCUAGGGCCCACGGCCCUGGUCAGCCCAUCUCUAAGUGGAAUGUAUUCACUGCCCUUCCUCACAGCACCUAACUCCCAGCUCUGUGGCUACGUGCCCGUCGCCCCAAUCUGCACAGAUAAAGUCAGCCCUGCUGACUAUGGCCGUGUGAAGACCCCCACUCUGAUCGUGUAUGGAGACCAAGAUCCCAUGGGGGAGUCAAGCCUCAAGCACCUGCAACAGCUGCCUAACCACCAGGUGAUGGUGAUGGUGGGCGCAGGACACCCCUGCUACCUGGACAAGCCAGAGGAAUGGCACUCUGGACUCCUGGAUUUCCUGAAUGGGCUGUCAUAAGGGCCUA